Phalaenopsis equestris is the source of this 1009-nucleotide messenger RNA. RefSeq names its product probable dolichol-phosphate mannosyltransferase. Gene Ontology annotation, cellular component: endoplasmic reticulum membrane. Gene Ontology annotation, molecular function: dolichyl-phosphate beta-D-mannosyltransferase activity. NCBI's taxonomy places the organism in Eukaryota, Viridiplantae, Streptophyta, Magnoliopsida, Asparagales, Orchidaceae. The record is from RefSeq and is a predicted model, not a curated record. Gene Ontology annotation, biological process: protein O-linked glycosylation via mannose; GPI anchor biosynthetic process.
GGAAUUCAAUUUUGAAGUCAUAAUUGUUGAUGAUGGCAGUCCUGAUGGUACUCAAGACAUUGUAAAACAACUGCAGCAACUAUUUGGCAAAGAGCGCAUUCUAUUAAGAGCAAGACCCGAGAAGCUUGGUCUAGGAACUGCCUAUUGUCAUGGGUUGAAGCAUGCAACUGGAGAUUUUGUUAUAAUCAUGGAUGCAGAUCUGUCCCAUCAUCCAAAAUAUUUACCUAGUUUCAUCAGGAAGCAAACAGAAACUGGCGCCAGUAUAGUUACUGGAACCCGUUAUGUUAGAGGGGGCGGUGUUCAUGGCUGGAAUCUUAUGCGCAAAUUGACUAGCAGAGGAGCUAAUGUAUUGGCGCAGACAUUUUUAUGGCCUGGUGUGUCAGAUCUUACUGGAUCAUUUAGGCUUUAUAAGAAAUCUGUUCUUGAAGAUGUCUUGGGCUCCGUCGUAAGUAAAGGAUAUGUAUUUCAGAUGGAGAUUAUUGUCCGAGCCAGCAGGAAAGGCUAUCAUAUUGAAGAAGUUCCAAUAACAUUUGUGGACAGAGUUUAUGGAACUUCCAAACUGGGAGGGUCUGAAAUAGUUGAAUACCUCAAAGGCCUACUCGCCGAGAAGGUAGGACGACUACGUGUAGAGGCUAGCUCGCCGGCGGUGUACACCGGGAGCGAAAGAAGCGCGGAGGAGAAAUCCGACGUUCUCCUUGCUGAUUUUCUCCGGCGUAAAUGCGACGCCGACGGGGCAAAAACAACGAACUUCACCACCGAGGAGGCUCGCCGACGUGAGGAAGGAGGCGGCGUCGGUGGUGGAUCGCUCGCCGGUGAGGCUCGCCGACCGGAGAAGUCGCGAGGCGCGAAGGUGACGGCUGUGAGGGCUAGGGUUUGCAAAAUUCGAUUGGCGGCUGGGAGAGGAAGCUGUCGAAGACUCUUGAAAAAACUUGAGAAAAAGCGGCAGAGGACCCACAAUAACUCGAAGAAAACCGUCGAAAACACGGGGAAAAUUCGGAGAAAAUCAUGA